AUGUCUUCCACGCUGCAACGAUUGACAUCCAGCUACGCCAAGCAUCUUCCUCUGGCCGAAGAUGCCUGCAAAUUUUUGACGGCAUCCCCAGAUCCGUUUCAUGCCGUGGCCGAAUGUGUAAAGAAAUUGGAACAGGCGGGAUUUCGUGCUCUGCAAAACAAGGCCGCCUUUACAGGAAAUCUAGAGGCGGGUGGCAAGUACUACUACACCGUUCAUCAGUCCACGCUGGUGGCAUUUACAGUGGGACAGAAAUACGUGCCUGGACAAGGAGGUUUUCAUGUAAUUGGAGGACAUACGGAUAGUCCCAACUUGAAGGUCAAGCCUCGUAGUUUGAAACCACCCAAGAAUGGAUGCAUCAUGUUGGGUGUAGAAUGCUAUGGAGGAGGAUUGUGGAAUACUUGGUUUGAUCGCGACUUGGGCAUUAGUGGCAAAAUUUUAGUGCGAUCUCCAGAUGGCAAAAUCGAAUCCAAACUAGUCAACAUUACAGAUCCAGUAGCCCGCGUAUCCAAUCUUUGCAUUCAUUUGCAAUCAGGUGAAGAGCGCAAAGCAUUCAAGGUCAACAAGGAAGAUCACACUAGCCCUAUUUUGGCCACAGAGGCCGAGAUGAAAAAGGUUUUGGAGGAAAGCACGGAGGAACAACUGAACAAGACGGAAGAUUCCUGGAAAUCACAACAGGAGCCCUUGUUGUUACAGUUGAUUGCCGAAAAGCUUGGUAUUCCGGUGGAACAGAUUGCCGAUUUCGAGUUGAAUUUGUACGAUACUCAAGGGGCCGCUCUUGGGGGUGUGGCCAAGGAGUUCCUCUACUCCGCUCGACUUGACAACUUGGCGACCGUCUUUGUGGCUAUGGAGGCGAUCCUGGCUCAUACCAAGGAUGGACUUGCCGAUGAUGAGGAUAUCAAGGUGGUAGUAUUCUUUGAUCAUGAGGAAGUUGGCAGUGACUCUUCUCAUGGGGCCGGGUCGCCCGUCAUUGAAGAAGCCAUCCGCCGCAUCUCGGCAGGGCUUGGCAGUGGAGCCGAUUCGCCGGAUUUGUAUGCGCAGACCAUCAACAAAUCGUUCAUAUUAAGCAUUGACCAAGCGCACGCGGUCCAUCCAAACUAUGCAGGAAAGCACGAAGCUACACACGCUCCCAAAAUGAAUGCGGGUCUAGUCAUCAAGACGAAUCAGAAUCAGCGUUAUGCAACCAACGGAGUGACCGGUUUUGUGCUUCGGGAGUUGGCUCGGAUGGGUAGUUUGCCUAUCCAAGAGUUUUGUGUGAGGAAUGAUUGUCCAUGUGGUUCUACAAUUGGCCCAACCAUUUCCACUCGCACAGGAGUGAGAACUGUCGAUGCUGGCAUGCCUCAGCUUUCCAUGCAUUCAUGCAGAGAAGUCAUGGGUACCAUGGACUUGACACACGGAGUGGAGCUGUUCAAGACCUUUUUCAAAAGGUUCCGUGAGCUAGAUGAAAAAAUGGACUUUUGA
Seminavis robusta is the source of this 1458-nucleotide messenger RNA. NCBI's taxonomy places the organism in Eukaryota, Bacillariophyta, Bacillariophyceae, Naviculales, Naviculaceae. The record is from the annotation of a GenBank genome assembly.